Molecule: messenger RNA, 3859 nt
Organism: Hippopotamus amphibius kiboko
Lineage: Eukaryota; Metazoa; Chordata; Mammalia; Artiodactyla; Hippopotamidae
Gene: WDR82
Product: WD repeat domain 82
Exons: 9
Coding region: 125-1066 (313 amino acids)
Cellular component (GO): Set1C/COMPASS complex
Molecular function (GO): protein binding; chromatin binding
Source: RefSeq, a predicted model, not a curated record
CGCCCGCUCGCCGCCGGCGCGGCGCCGCGCCCGCCCCGCCUGGGUCGGCCCCUCGGCCGCCCGCCCGUUCGCCGGGCCCCGCCCCGGCCCUGCGCCGCCGCCGCCGCCUCCAGCAGCCGCCGCCAUGAAGCUGACCGACAGCGUGCUGCGGAGCUUCCGUGUCGCCAAGGUGUUCCGCGAGAACUCGGACAAGAUUAACUGCUUCGACUUCAGCCCCAACGGCGAGACGGUCAUCUCGAGCAGCGACGACGACUCCAUCGUGCUCUAUGAUUGCCAGGAGGGCAAACCAAAGAGAACCCUGUACAGUAAGAAAUAUGGCGUGGACCUCAUCAGAUACACUCAUGCAGCAAACACAGUCGUUUACAGCUCUAACAAAAUAGACGAUACUAUUCGUUACCUGUCCUUGCAUGACAACAAAUACAUCAGAUACUUUCCUGGACAUAGCAAAAGGGUGGUGGCCUUGUCCAUGUCACCUGUGGAUGACACUUUCAUUUCUGGGUCUCUUGAUAAGACCAUUCGGCUCUGGGAUCUCCGGUCUCCUAACUGCCAGGGUCUCAUGCAUCUACAGGGCAAGCCAGUUUGUUCUUUUGAUCCAGAAGGAUUAAUUUUUGCUGCAGGUGUCAAUUCUGAAAUGGUCAAACUUUAUGAUCUUCGCUCUUUUGAUAAGGGGCCAUUUGCGACAUUUAAAAUGCAAUAUGAUCGGACUUGUGAGUGGACAGGACUUAAGUUCAGCAAUGAUGGUAAACUCAUCCUCAUUUCCACCAAUGGCAGCUUCAUUCGUCUGAUCGAUGCAUUCAAGGGAGUGGUGAUGCAUACGUUUGGGGGUUAUGCCAACAGCAAAGCUGUCACACUAGAGGCCUCGUUUACUCCAGACUCACAGUUUAUUAUGAUUGGUUCAGAGGAUGGCAAGAUCCAUGUCUGGAAUGGAGAGAGUGGUAUAAAAGUAGCUGUGUUGGAUGGCAAACACACAGGCCCCAUUACCUGUUUGCAGUUCAACCCCAAGUUCAUGACUUUUGCCAGCGCUUGUUCCAACAUGGCCUUCUGGUUGCCCACCAUUGAUGACUGACCUGCAUGGUGCUUGGCUGUUUUCUGUACAGCAAGGGUGGCCAAUAGGAAAAAACUCAGAGGGGACUAAAAUAAGAGUGGGAUUGGAUCAUUUGACUGGGCUGGAGAGCAUCCUUCUACAUGGCCUUCCCAAGGAUGUGCUGUACAUCUGCUCAAAAGAAAUUACUUUGCCGAGCUUCUUCAAAAGGACUCUUGGUGCAGUAGAUUCAGUCGGGACUCAUUUUCCAGCUGUCACUGCACCGAGCUCCUCCAGAGGAGUGACCAGACUCGUGAUUAGGGUAUAGUGGGGCCCUUAAGACAUCUUCAGUUUUGAAUGUAUUUGCUGCUGAGAAGUUGGUGAAGUUGUUAAUUCUGCACAUCCCUUCUCCCACCCCCAUCAAUGCAUGGGAAGCCUCAGUUCUGGUUUUGAGAUGCGAGGGCAGCUCAGUGCCCCCUGCCCUCACCCUGCAUGUCUUCUUACUGGGUCUCCCUGUGUCACUGUGGCAUUAUCCACAACCAUCAUGUUACUUAGGUGCCAAACAUUUACAGAAAUAAGUCUCUGUAUAUCUUAAGGUCAGAAAGAGACAGAUACAGAAGGACCUUGCUUGCCAGGAAGUCUUGCAAGUUAGUCAUGUGAGGGAGGGUGAUCUGGGUGUGCCUCAGGCUCUGGGUGUUGGGUGGGAAAAGGGCCGAGAGCCUGAAAGGGAGGGAGGAGGAGUAGCAGGCGAGUUCCUAGGACUGGGAGGUUUAGCAGCAGCUUGGUGUCGUGCCCUGUCAUCAAAACAAACCUGCGGUCCUUCUGGGUGCCUGCCAAGUUUGGUUGUGUACAGAAGCAAGGUGGGCGUCUAUUUUUGUACAUGAGCUACAUCACGCUUUCCUGUGGGCCAGUAUUGUGGAGUGAGUCUGAGUUGUUUACACUGAUGCCUUCCCUGCCCAUCACAAGUUGUGUACAUAGUCUCCAGAUGAUACCACCCCUUCCCCAGCUCCUAACCAAGAGCUGGCUCUAGGCCUGUGUUAUAUGUUAUAUUUAGCCUUUUUAUAUAUGACUUGGGAUUUCUGUUGUUUGUAUUUUAGCACAGUGUGUGUACACCUUCAUUUAAAUAUAUCGUGUGUGUGCAUACAUAUAUACUUAUAUGUGUGUAUGCAUAUAUAUAUAUAUAUAUAUUUAAAAGUAUCAGAGUUCAGCUGAAGGAGAUGGAGUCCGAUACCCCAGGAGAAAGACUGCAUCCUUGCUAAUAGUGUUUGCCACAAGUGUUAGUCUUCCCUAUUACCUUUUUCCCUUCGGGAGACUGAACAAAAGCAAAGCUUUUGAGUGUUUGCUGUCCCCAUGGCAGCUAAGUGAGGGUCCUGGAAUGACUCCCUUUUGUUCCUCAAGCCGCACUUUGGGGCCUUCUCUGCAGUAUUAGCCCCCUUUUUGCCUAGUGAUGCUCUGUCUGCGCCUCUAUGUGUGUGACAGUCACUUUGCAUGCCUUUUGUGUCUGGCUCCCAGCAUUUGGGGACAGGAUGCUGGAACCAGAGCAUUUUCAGCUUGUCCAGGGCUUCUUUGCCAAUUACAGGUCACUCCUGUUUACCUGCUAUGUCUGCUUUCUUGCUUUUUUUCCUUGCCUUCUUUUGGGAGAGGGAGGAUUCCUGAUUGGGAUUGAGAUGAGUUUCAGGUAGCUCACUGCCUUUUCCCCUGCAUGGCCUUCUUAGAACAGGACAAGUGGUAUGUUAUUUCACUAAGUUCCCAAACAGCUAAGCAAGUAACACAUUUCCUGUAGAUCCAGAAACAGGCUCAACAAGGUUAUGUUUGACUUGCCCAAGUGUACCUGUUGGGGAAGGCAAGCCAUUACUGCCUCUGUUGAACAGCAGGAAUAGGCUGAGUUUCUAGCAAUUACUGUUUUGUUUUGCUUUUUAGCAAUUACUUUUUGGCUUGUUCCUUAACCUUAAGAGCAAAGGGCAUACAUCUUUCCCAGACAUAGACUGGAAUCUGCAGCUUCUGCAGUGCCCCACACUAUAGCUCUGCAUUCUCAGCAUGGAGGGACUUUCAGAAACCAAGUGAUCUGAGCUGUGACUGCCCACCUCUGGCUUUCCAGGGUAGAAAAUUCAUGGUAGGAAUAACUGUUCAGAGAGUGUUUGGAACUGUAGGUUAACAAGAAUGCCUGCUGCCUACCCAGAGCAGCCACCACACAUGACUUGUCUAUCAGCAGGAAGAUGAUUUGUAUUGAGUUCCUGUGUGUCCAAAGCUGAGGCACCACAUUCUUUGAAAAUAUGCACGGCACUGCUUCUAUUUAUGGGGACCUAUGGCUGCAGAGCUGUCUCCUGAGUUGGGAAGAAAAGGGAAAGAUGCAGCUGGAAGUGACCGAAGAUGAUGUGGUGGUGGGAAUAAGGCAGCAUUAAGGGAGAAGAGAGUCUGUGGGUCAGAGAGGCUGAGGAGCACCAGGGCUGCAAGGACAGGCUCAGUGGGAGCCAGAGGUGCUUAAGCUCUCCUGGGGGCGGGUGCACCAUGCUCUCAAGAGUCAGGGCCAAAGCCUCUGAUUUAUACGUGACAGUGACAUUGCACUGCUCAACCACCAGCCAGUGGGUUUUGUUUUUGUUUUUGUUUUUUUUAAAGAAAAAAAACUGUUGCAAUCAUAAUGCUUAUUAAGAAAAAUAUGGGAAUUUUAAAAAUAAUGUUUGCCACCCAAAUGUUACCACUGCUAAUCUUUUGCUGUUAAGUGUUCCUCUAGACAUUUCUGUGCAUAGAUUUUUGGCGUGUUUACAUAGUUGUUAUUCUACUGUAUAUACAAUUUUAUGUCCUUUUUGUACUUAACAUAUAAACGUUUUUUCCAUGUUA